UCGGUAAAUCGAUAGAAGGUGACACUGCAUUUUUCUGUCACUUUUCGUACAUUUAAUAAGUGAGUGAAGUGUUACAAACUUUCGUAAUUAACUUGUUCAAUAAGAGCUACGCAGCUGCUACAAUGGUCGAUCCAAGUGUCCACCGCUAUAACCUGAAUCCAAAUGAGGACGAUGAAAGUUCUAGUGGCUCCGAUAUUGGUUAUGACAGAGAGUCCUCCAGCGAGUUUGAAAGAGCUGCACGUCGCGGUACGGCACACCGAAGUCGUUCGCGCACUCGCCGUUCAUCGGCUAAUACCGUAAACAAGAAUGACUUACAAAAGCAACACGCUCCGAUUCCGCACAUACAGGAGGAACCUUCCAGUACUUCCAAUUCCGGUUCUAGCAGCCAGUCAUCGAGCUCCGAGGAUUCCGAUACAAGCACUGGAACUUCGUCCUCAGAUGAUGAAUCGCCGAAGCCAAUUUCCAAGGAAGUGUCCAAUUUUAUUACUAGUACUGGAACUUUGAUCUCAGAAACUAAACCGUACCAGUCAACGCCAAAACCAAUCUCAAAGGAAAAGUCAAAUUCCAAUAUAAACGCUGACAACUCCGACGCAAGCACUGGAACUUCGUCCUCAGAAAAUGAUUCACCGAACCCAACUUUCAAGAGAAAGCACAAUUCGGAUGCAAACACUGGAAUCUCGAGCUCAGAGGAUGAUCCGAUGCAAGCAUCGCCCAAGUCAACUUUAAAGGGAAACUCAAAUUUCGAUCCUAACACUGGAGCUUUGUUCUCAGUGGAUAAACCGAUGCCUUCAUCGUCCAAGCCAAUUACCAAGAGAACGUCAAUCUUUGAUAUAAACACUGAAACCUCAAGUUUAGAUGAUGAAUCGAUGAAAGCAUUCCCGAAACCAAUAUCCAAGAAAACAAAACUGGAGAAAGUCUCUUCCGCCUCCAAUUCUGACGAUGAAAAUGAACGUUUAGUUUCAAAACUGUCGGGUAUCCGAUUCGAUAAUGAUGGAGAAAAAUCUCUUUUCGAGAAGAUUUCCGAAACUCUUGAGGAUCAACAAAGGAAAGAAUUGGGAGACAAGUUGACGGUGAAGUUCAAGGUAACCAUACCUGAAGUUGGAGCUGGACUGCUCGGGGAUUCCUUGCAACUUCUAAGAGUGCCUCAGUUCAUACCCGUGGAAACUGGUGCCUUUGAUGCUGAGACCUUUAAGGACAGCAUGACAUCGGAUGAUCUAAAGAGCGAGCAAGCCCGUGGGGAUUUCCUGAAUCGCCUGAAGACAACAGUGCGUUGGCGAGAGAACAAAGAUAAGAUCAAGGAAUCAAAUGCUCGGGUUGUGCGCUGGUCCGAUGGCUCCGAGACCUUUCAUGUGGGCGCCGAGGUCUUCGAUGUGAUGCACCAUAAGGUGAUUGAUGACAAAAACCACUUGUAUGUCCGCCUGGAGAACUGCUAUCAAGCCCAGGGAUCCAUUAAAGAUAAGAUGACACUGCGUCCCAAGCUGGACUCCACCUUUGGUCAGAGCCAUGUCCAGGGCCUGCGAAAUCGAGCCAUGAAUAAGCCACAGACGGGCGUUGUGAAGGUACUUUCGGAUUUGGUCGCCAAUCCAUUAACAGAUCGAGAUCGCCGGGCCAAGGAGGAGAUAGCCAAUCUACGCAGGGAGGAGCGUGAAAAGCGUCGUGAAAUACAGAUGAGCAUGAGAAAACCGCGUGUAAAGCCCAUGCGUCAUUGCACGGCAGAUGAUUCGGAUCCGGAGCAGGCAACCGGGGAACAAGACCAUCUGGAGAGUGCCUCGUCAACCGGGCGUAGUUACACUCAAGGCAUACGCACCAACCGUAAUUUGGAUUUAAAUCACAUGAGAUCGGUGUCAAGUGACGAGGACGAAGAAGAUGACUAUGACAGCGAUGUGAAUGAUAUAAUAAACGAUGACGAUCUCGAUGGUGACGAUGAGGAAAUGUCCGACGAGCCGCGUACCAGCACCUCCAAGUCCAAGAAGGCACCAUGGAGCCGCCGCAGCCCAAAGUCGGACUCCGACGAGGAUCCCAUGACGCGCGUCGUUAAGCACAAGACCAAGCGGCUGAUUUACUCCGAUUCGGACUCGGACUAAGUGCCGACUCCCGAUGGGACGAAGAAUUCUAAUAAACAUAAUGCAUUAGC
Drosophila serrata is the source of this 2134-nucleotide messenger RNA. RefSeq lists its product as uncharacterized. The record is from RefSeq and is a predicted model, not a curated record. Gene Ontology annotation, molecular function: RNA polymerase II C-terminal domain phosphoserine binding. Gene Ontology annotation, cellular component: Cdc73/Paf1 complex; nucleus. NCBI's taxonomy places the organism in Eukaryota, Metazoa, Arthropoda, Insecta, Diptera, Drosophilidae. Gene Ontology annotation, biological process: transcription elongation by RNA polymerase II; positive regulation of transcription elongation by RNA polymerase II.